AGGAGCAGCAUGAAGUCAAAAACAUUCCUGCCUGCCCUGGCCCAGAAUAUGGUGACUUAGGAGUUACAGGGCGCUUAACCAAUCCCUCAGGAAACCUGAAUGGGGAAAAAAAAAAAGUCCAAUAUGGAGAAUAGCUUUGACAGUGUUUCUUACCUCUCUCCCCAGAAUCUGGGAUCCUCGUCACCAGGCAAAAAGCAAAGCAAGGAAAACACCAUCACAAUAAACUGUGUGACGUUCCCUCACCCAGACACGAUGCCGGAACAGCAGCUGCUGAAACCAACUGAGUGGAGCUACUGUGACUACUUCUGGGCUGAUAAGAAGGACCCCCAAGGCAACGGCACUGUGGCUGGGUUUGAACUGCUGCUUCAGAAACAACUGAAGGGCAAACAGAUGCAGAAGGAAAUGUCAGAAUUCAUCCGGGAAAGCUCCCUGGGAGAAGCGUGGGCUCAGGUGAAGAAGAGCCUUGCAGAUGAGGCAGAAGUUCACCUCAAGUUUUCUGCCAAGCUUCACAGCGAGGUAGAGAAGCCCCUGAUGAACUUUAGAGAGAACUUCAAGAAAGACAUGAAAAAGUGUGACCACCACAUUGCUGACCUGCGCAAGCAGCUCGCCAGCCGCUACGCUGCGGUGGAGAAGGCCCGGAAGGCACUCACAGAGCGACAGAGAGACCUGGAGAUGAAGACCCAGCAGCUGGAGAUCAAGCUGAGCAACAAGACGGAGGAGGACAUCAAGAAGGCGCGGAGAAAGUCCACACAGGCUGGAGAUGACCUCAUGCGCUGUGUGGACCUCUACAACCAGGCCCAGUCCAAGUGGUUUGAAGAGAUGGUGACCACCACGUUGGAGCUGGAGCGGCUGGAGGUGGAGAGGGUGGAGAUGAUCCGGCAACAUCUGUGCCAGUACACACAGCUGCGGCACGAGACGGACAUGUUCAACCAAAGCACAGUCGAGCCUGUGGAUCAACUGCUUCGAAAAGUGGACCCAGCCAAAGACAGGGAGCUGUGGGUCAGAGAGCACAAAACGGGCAGCAUCCGCCCUGUUGACAUGGAGAUCUAGGCGGGUGUGUGCGGCCCCGGGGAGUCCUGCCCCGGAGAGGGGCUGGGGGUCCCAAGGAGAAGAGGUGGGGCUCCCGCUGUGGGGACAAUGCUGAGUGGAGCUGUCCUCUCACCCCCUUUCCUAGUCCACUGAGGAGAGGGAGAGAGCUGGUAACUCCAGAGGGGCAACUCGGAUGGCCCAGCUGGGGGCUGCCCAGUAUUCCCAGGCCAAGAAGAUGGACCCACAGCCCUGCCCUUGUCUCCAAGGCUGAAGCCCCCCAACUCCUGUGCUGUGCUUGCCACUCUGAGAACAAACUGAGGCUGGAACUUCGUGGUCCCUGCUGAGCUCUGUAGGGCUCGCCAAACACGCUGGUGCCCCUGGAAGCCCCAAGGCCCUUUCUCCAGCUGGCCCCUUUGUAUCCAGGGCUUUGGAAAGUCAGGGGAGGGAGGUCUCUGUCUGCAGCCGAGUGUCAGGAUGAGAAUGGUGGACAGAAGGUGCCACUGGGCUCACAGCCACACCCUCAGUCCUCUGCAGCGCCCCCACCUCCUGUUCUUCCUCCUAUAUUCUGGAGCCCACAUUCCCGCUUUUCUCGGCCACUCUGCAUCACCAGGGAUCUUGGGAGGAGGCCUGACUCCUUUCUUCCCAGACUGCCCUGCCUGGAGAGGUCAGGACGGAACUACCUCAUUCGGCAAAUUAGCCCCAAGUAGGAGCACUGAAUCAUGUGUGUUCUCAGAUCAGGCAUCAUCUGCAGUCUCCUCUAGAAAUCUCAGUGCAC
This is a messenger RNA of Galeopterus variegatus (Sunda flying lemur), 1804 nucleotides long. It is a transcript of the gene GAS7, whose product is annotated as growth arrest-specific 7. Gene Ontology annotation, biological process: actin filament polymerization; neuron projection morphogenesis. Gene Ontology annotation, cellular component: actin filament; plasma membrane; cytoplasm. Lineage: Eukaryota; Metazoa; Chordata; Mammalia; Dermoptera; Cynocephalidae. Gene Ontology annotation, molecular function: actin filament binding. The transcript is spliced from 9 exons. Bases 100 to 1050 code for a protein of 316 amino acids. The record is from RefSeq and is a predicted model, not a curated record.